Messenger RNA from Medioppia subpectinata, 561 nucleotides. The record is from the annotation of a GenBank genome assembly. Lineage: Eukaryota; Metazoa; Arthropoda; Arachnida; Sarcoptiformes; Oppiidae.
AUGGCUAUUAUGCGACACUUGGCCCGAAAGCACGGACUGGUGGCCACCGACGAGACCGGACUCGUACGCCAGGAUGUGUUGGAGCAACAGUUGACUGAUAUUAGAAUUGGUUUUUGGGGAGUAUUAUAUCCGGGCGCCGGCUAUGAGAUAGACUUGUUGUUUAAUAAUGAAUACGUGAGCGAAAAAUUCAAAUACACCGCCAAUACAUUGCCCAAACAGUUGGACGCGUUGUCCCGGUUUUUGGGUACCCGUCAGUGGUUUACCGGUAAUCACAUUAAUUAUGUAGACUUCUUGGCGUACGAACUGCUCGAUUGGUUCCGACUCUUCAGCGCCGGUACUGUCGAUAAGUACUCGAAUUUAAUUCAAUUCUUAACUCGUUUUGAAAGUUUACCGGCGAUUAAGGCAUACAUGAAAUCACCGGAGUUUAUAAGUUGGCCAAUAGAUUCACCCAACAAUAUCUGGGGUUUCAAAAAGUGCGGUUGGCCCCACAAUGGCGGAAAUGCCUUACCAAGGCUAGCUAAGCCUUACCAAGCCUACACAAUGGUUACCAUAGUAACGAGG